This is a messenger RNA of Ogataea haglerorum, 1413 nucleotides long. RefSeq lists its product as uncharacterized. The record is from RefSeq and is a predicted model, not a curated record. The transcript has a single exon. The coding region runs from base 1 to 1413 and encodes 470 amino acids. NCBI's taxonomy places the organism in Eukaryota, Fungi, Ascomycota, Pichiomycetes, Pichiales, Pichiaceae. Gene Ontology annotation, cellular component: plasma membrane. Gene Ontology annotation, biological process: cellular response to pH.
AUGCGAUUUUUAGAUGAUACGGGCCAGGCCCAUCACAAAUUAGUGCUGUGGAGAAAUCCGCAGAAGACGGCCGACUACGCGAUAUGCGACAGUAUUGAGCUGUGGCAGGGCUACAUAGUCUCGGCGAAAGGCGUUUUUGCCGUUGACGAAGACUCGUACUUCAACCACCUGUGCGUCGCAGAGCAGCCGGUGCUGUACACCACAAACAGGUUUCUGUCCAAAAUAGGCGUCCCACGGCUGCCAAUUUUCGAGGACAGCUGGAGGGAGUACGUGGACGACCAGAACUCGUCGCCUACCUUGGUGUUCCGCGACUCUGUGUACCCCGCAAUCUUCGUGAUCAGCACGGCUGCGGUUCUUGCGGUGUUUCUCACGGCCAUUCUUUUCAACAAGCACCACAUCAGAUCGCUGAAGCCAACGUGGAUCAUGAAGAUAUCCAGCAUACUCGCCACCGGACAGCUGAUGGCAAUCUACAUCUACUCGCUCGUCUACCUGUCCAGACAGAACUCGAGAGGACAUGUCUCGGCUUUGGAGCUGGUCGACGCCAUCACCGACUCGCUUGGAUUCAACAUCGUUUACAUCAUCACCUACUUUCUGCUGCUCCUGACACAGAUCGAGGUGAUCAAAAAGAUGUUUUCUCGCAAAAGAGAACGGCAGCUGAUCCUGGUGGUCGGAGUCAGUCUUGCCAUCAUUUCGCAGAUCAUCUGGGCCGCCUCGACGCUGGCCUCCAAGACGAACAGCUCCGCGGACCAGAACGUUGCGCUUGUGAUUCUGCCCGUGGUGAUGUAUCUGCUGCGAAUAUCGCUAUCGGUGCUUUACGACUGUCUUUUGCAGGUGUACGCCAUUUCCCGCAAAGACCUCGCUUUCAAGCCCACCGUGCUGCCCCUGACGCUGCUCAUGGAGCUCUGUGCAAACGCGUCCGUCGCGUUCUACAUCGCCGACCUGGCUAACCCGUGGGUCAGUCGGCUCGCCGAAAUAUUCAACAUCACCUGCUCGCUGCUCGUCAACGGGGUCACCUGGGAGUGGCUCAACCGCAUGUACCAGCUGGACAAAUACCGCCAAAAACAGGGAGUUCUAGGUCGCCAGCUGUUUGAGGAGACAGACGCGCGAUACUCCAAAUGGUUCAAUCUCAAGCCGAAGUUUGUCAAGUUCAAGAAGUCGCUAAAGCAGAAAGAGAUCACCACCACCACUUCCGACACCUACGUGCCCUACGAGGUGUACAUCUACAGUCCGAAAGAGAUGAUUGUGCCUCCGACAUCGCUGGUUUCGCGGCCAAUCGUCCGCGGAGACAGGACAAGAGACCCUGUGGUGCACGAUGUCCGUCAGCUCUCGCAGGUCGAGCCGGAGUCGGAAGAGGACUCUGAAGAAGAACGAUUACUAAGACGCAUUCGAGCGUGGAACGAAGAACAUGUUUGA